Messenger RNA from Fopius arisanus, 1896 nucleotides. Its product is annotated as ADP-ribosylation factor-like protein 6-interacting protein 4. Bases 471 to 1808 code for a protein of 445 amino acids. Lineage: Eukaryota; Metazoa; Arthropoda; Insecta; Hymenoptera; Braconidae. The transcript has 2 exons. The record is from RefSeq and is a predicted model, not a curated record.
CUCUUUGCUGUGGUGAAUGGAAACGCGCCGGUACCCCCAAAGCCAGCCCUCCAAUUGGCCCAUCCAAUUUAUCCCCAGAUAUGGGCUUGAUAAUCUAGUAACCUUGAUGAACGCUCCGAUGUUUUGCCAUUUCUUCAAUCACGAAUCCACUGACGCCAUUUUUAAAUACCGGUUGACGAUAGCCGGUUCUGUGUAACUCCGUGUUUUGUAUACACCAGUUAUUUUUAUUAAACGAAUAAUUGUGGUUACGCAUGACUGCAACAAGCAACUAUUACCAUUGAUAAUUGUUGGUGAUCGAUAGUAGCUUGUAGUGGAUGAAUUUUAUUGACUCGAGGGGUAAUAUUUAAAGAUAACGGGGCGAGUGAAAAAUGCCAAGCUAUUGGUGAUGCCUGUUUGGUUAGAAUGAUAUACAACAGUUCUGGCAAAUUGUAUAUUGGCGUUGUUCAUUGGGCUGUUUGUCGAGGGUGAUAAUGAGUGGAGAAACGAGGAGGGGUAGCAGGUCGGAGGAUAGAACCAGGGAGAAAAGGAUAAGGGAUGUGAGGAGAAGUAUAUCAGGAUCGAGUGAGAAUGGCACGCGCUCACGCUCCAGAAAUACUCCAGGUAAGGAGAAGAGGAAUAGAUCGACGAGACAGAGAAGAGCGAGUUCUUCUCAGUCUGGAGAUGCAUCAAGUGGAUCGAGUCCUGAACGUAAGAGAGGUGAACGUGAUUCUGGGGGUAGAAAUCGGGAUUAUCGAAAUGGUGUGAGACAAAUGCAUCAGGAUAAUACCAAUAAUCGGGGUGGUGGGUUUAGAAAACGGAGGCAUUCACCGGGACAGAUUAAUUGGCAGAGAGAGCAGCUUGAUAAACGUCGACAGAUGUCUUCCAGGGGUCACUUCCAGGCACCGAGGUUUGAUAAUAGGCAGGACAACAGGUUUAGGAACAAUUCGUUUGGGCGUUUUCGGGACAGAAACUGGAAGAAUCAGAAUCAGAGGAAUUUUCGAUUCAAUGAUAGAAAUCGGGAGAGAUUUCAGGAGAGGAAUAAUGAACGAGGGGGGCAGAAUCGAAGGAAUCGAGGAGGACUGGUGGGUGAGGAGUUGGGGGUUAAUGAUGGUGGGAAGAAUAAUAAAGAGGCUUCGGCUUGGAAUUUAGAGAGUCCUGAGAGGAAGAGGGACAAGGAGAGGGGAGCACUGCCUAAGGCUGAGGAUCCCGUUGUUUCGGUUUCGCCUGAUGCCUAUAGGAACAGGAGCAACAGCCCAGCGAAGAAGAAGAGGGAGAAGGAGAAGCUCAAUCGAUCAAGAUCCUCGUCUUCGUCGUCGUCCUCGAGUGAAUCGAGCUCGAGUAGCUCCAGUACUUCGUCCUCCAGCAGCUCAUCCACCAGCAGCUCCUCCUCAAGUAGCUCGGAUCGGGAUAAAAAACGUAAGAAGAAGAAGAAGCUCUCCAAGAAGGCGAAGAAGGCUGAGAAGAAGCGGAAGGAGAAGAAGAAAAAAUUGAAGAAGAAACAGAAGAAGAAGAUGAUGAAGGCUGCUAAGGAGAAAAAAACAUCCGGGACUGAGAAAAAAUCGGGCAAAGAUCGUUUGAUCAAGGAUAUCACCCUGGAGAUGUCAGAGAAAUCAAAAUCUAUGGCACCUAUGACCAAGGAAGAGUGGGACAAACGACAGAGUGUCAUUCGCAGAGUUUAUGAUGAGGAGACUGGUCGUCAUAGAUUGGUGAAAGGAGACGGUGAAAUCAUGGAGGAAAUUGUUACCAAGGAUCGCCACAAAGAGAUCAAUCGACAAGCAACACGUGGCGAUGGUGAAUAUUUUCAAUCACGUUUGAGAACAAAUAAAUGACUUAAUUCUCUUUGUAACGAAUUAUUAUUACCUAAGGAUGAAACAAGAUAUGAAACAUUAUCGUGUAAUUACAAUGUUGUUCCAAUCA